UGACAUCGCCCUCGUGGCAGGCCUCUCAGGAUCCAGGACACCAGCCGUGAUGCAGCGGGCUUUGUUCAGCCGGAGCGCGCUGCUCGCUCAGCAGGCUGCCGCUGCUCUCGACAGCCCGUUGGCUGCGAGGACAGUGCCGCUGCUGCAGCGCCUGGACCGCUCCAUGUCCUCAGUCACCAUCCCGCCGCCCGCGUGCAUGCUCCGACCGCUCGAGGUGCCACACCGUUACCUGUUCGGACCGGGACCAUCAAAUGUUCCUCCACGUGUUCUGGCCUCUGGAUCUAGGCCCAUCAUUGGUCACUUGCAUCCAGAAAUGUAUCAGAUCAUGAAUGACAUCAAAAAGGGGAUCCAGUACGCCUUUCAGACAGAAAACAACAUGACCCUAUCUAUGAGCGGCUCCGGACACGCAGCCAUGGAGUGCGCUGUCUUCAACACGGUGGAACCCGGAGAAAGCGUCCUCAUUUCCACCAACGGCAUCUGGGGAGAGCGUGUGGCUGAAAUUGCAGAGAGAAUGGGUGCCAAUGUCCAUAGAUUGGAGAAAGAACCAGGAGGAUAUUUUACCAAUAAAGAAAUUGAGCAGGCCAUAUCGAAACACAAGCCGGUCUUGUUUUUCCUCGCACACGGAGAGUCCUCAGCUGGUCUCUGUCACCCUGUGGAUGGCAUUGGAGACAUUUGCAGAAAACACAACUGCCUCUUUCUGGUUGACACAGUCGCCUCACUCGGAGCGGCACCAAUUUUUAUGGACAAACAAAAGAUUGACAUCCUGUACACUGGGUCUCAGAAGGCUCUGAAUGCACCUCCUGGCACAGCACCCAUCUCUUUUAAUGACAGAGCAUGCCAGAAGAUGUUCAACAGGAAAACAAAACCUGUUUCAUAUCUCUUUGACAUGACCCACUUGUCCAACUAUUGGGGCUGUGAUGGGAAACCAGCCAGGGCAUACCACCACACUGGUCCUGUUUCUGGGUUCUUUGCGCUCAGAGAGAGUCUGGCAAUUCUUGCUGAAAAGGGGCUGGAGGAGUCCUGGAGGAAACACAAAGAGGUGGCAGCCUACCUGUACAAAGGACUGGAAGAUCUGGGCCUCGAGCUUUUCAUCCCUGAAAAAGAUUUAAGGCUUCCCUCCGUCACCACCAUAUCCAUUCCCGAAGGUUACGACUGGAGGGAGAUGUUGACUUACAUCAUGAAGCACCACCAGAUGGAGAUGACAGGAGGACUGGGUCCUUCCAUCGGCAUGGUGAUAAGGAUCGGAUUGAUGGGAUACAACUGCGAGAAGAGCAAUGCGGAUCUGGUACUGCACGCCCUGGAUGAUGCGCUCAAAAACUGCAAAAAGAGCAAGCCCUAAGAGUUCAUUUCUUCACUCACUGACUCACAUAUGCAUUACAAGGACAUAUAUAAAUAUGUUUAUUUUUAAGUAGUUCUUCCAUGUGAAAAACAGUGGAUUUGUGCAUGCAUUGCUUUUUAAGAGGCUUUUCUCGUUCUUGAAAAGCUGCAAGUAUUGUAUUAAAUAAAGAUGCCUUUUUUUCUUUAAUUAACAAAGCAACACUCGUGUCAAAAAAAAUUAUGUAUUUUUCUUUCUUUCGUUUUUUUUUCUUUUUUCUUACAUUUUUCUUUGAACUUUGACACGUAAAGCGGUUUGGAUUAGAUAGACUACAUUUCCCAGAAACCCAUGCGGUGUUUGGGGCGGUACUACAGAGGGCAAACCGGCUCUGCUGUUGAAGUGUUUGUUGACUUUCAUUUUGUACUUCUGCUCAUUUUGGCUUCUUAUUCUUCGCCCUAAAAGCUGAAAUAUUAAUGGCUUGUCCUGCUGGCAACACUGGUAUGUGAAGUUUUAAAUUAAAACGAGACAAUGCGACUAUAAUUAGGUUAUUUUUCAUUAUCGUGCAUUUGUUUAUCUGUACUUUAACUCCCCUUUCCCUAUUAAAUCUGUUAAAUAUGCAUAUACUACAUGGUCAAAGGACAGUAACUAAUUCAUUGUCGCUGAGACCUGCCUUCAGUCCCUAGGUUUAAGUUUUAUUUAAGCUUUUAUUUCUCUCAUUUGGCCUCUACUUGCAUAAAAUUGUCCGAUGUCUUCUUCUUCAAGCUUAAAUAGCAGCUCUCAUCUUUAAUGUAGCUCCAUACUGCCACCUGCUGGAAUCACCUCAAAAUGCAGAUUCUCCUCAAGUUCUGGUUGUUUAAUUCGCGUGUUCAUUAAAAUGUGAAGGCAGAUGAUGUUUUUAGUCCGGGUCUGUGUUUGUGGGCUUGUCUGUUUGUAAGAUACAUCCUGAACUGCGGACGAGUUUAAGUGAAACCAGAAAUAGGAUGAUAGAAUCAUAGGAUGUUCAUCAUUUUUAGAAAAAUCCUGUAUUCUGAGCGUGACCUUUUUGGGAUGCUGCAUGAGCCUGUGCAUACCAUUAUUUUGAAGGUUUAAUUAAAAAAACAGCUUAAACUCUGUUCCUUUUUAUCAUAAGAACUAAAAAGCAGUGGACAGUAAGCAAUAAUAAUAAUACUUUGUAUGUAAUAAUCACAAUGUGAAUAAUAAUAAUAAAAAUACACCUUCUUAAAA
Messenger RNA from Austrofundulus limnaeus, 2539 nucleotides. RefSeq names its product alanine--glyoxylate and serine--pyruvate aminotransferase b (gene agxtb). Bases 50 to 1339 code for a protein of 429 amino acids. Gene Ontology annotation, molecular function: L-serine:pyruvate transaminase activity; L-alanine:glyoxylate transaminase activity. Lineage: Eukaryota; Metazoa; Chordata; Actinopteri; Cyprinodontiformes; Rivulidae. The transcript is spliced from 11 exons. The record is from RefSeq and is a predicted model, not a curated record. Gene Ontology annotation, cellular component: peroxisome.